This is a messenger RNA of Spinacia oleracea (spinach), 1039 nucleotides long. RefSeq lists its product as uncharacterized. Bases 145 to 849 code for a protein of 234 amino acids. The record is from RefSeq and is a predicted model, not a curated record. Gene Ontology annotation, molecular function: zinc ion binding. The transcript has 4 exons. Lineage: Eukaryota; Viridiplantae; Streptophyta; Magnoliopsida; Caryophyllales; Amaranthaceae.
UUAAUGCUCCUUGACUCCUUCCUCGAUAUUGUGGCAUACUAAGCAGCAAAUUCUCUGUCUUCACUUCUUCUUCACACUAAACAUCCACCUCUGAGCCGUAAAGCACCGAAGCUGCUGUCAUCCUCGCUCCUCCCAUCAAGAUUCAUGGAGCUUACCUGUCCAUGCGGAAAUGGUAUUUUAAUCAAGAAUGUAACAACAAAAGGCCCUAAUGUGACCCGUCCUUAUUACAAAUGCCCCGGUUCCCAGAAGGGAAAUAACAUCCCAGAUUGUAAGUUCUAUUCAUUCAAGGAUGAACUAAAGCGGUGUCCCUGUGGACGUGGCUUUUGCCGCACCGCCUUUAUAAGAAAAGAAAAAAUUUGGUGCUGCUGCGUUCAGGGACUUGGUGAUUGCGGAUUCAUGAUGAGGAUCACAUCAACCUGGCAACUGCCGAGGGAUUGGAACUCGAACCCUCAAUCUUCCUCGGCAGCGUCUCAAUCUUCCUCGGCAGCGUCUCAAUCUCCCUCGGCACAAUUUCAACAAUUUCAGUCUCCCUCGACACCAUUUCAAUAUCCCUCGGCACAGGUUCAAUCUCCCUCGGGACAGUGGCACAGUUUCACUCCUUCGGCUACGUUUCAAUCUUCCUCGGCGAAGUUUCAAUCUCCUUCCAGCCCUUUGAUGCACACUCCCUUGGCUCAGCCUCAGUCCUCUCCUCCCAUUACCCAAGAUAGGUCUCGGUCUCCUCCCAGCCAAGUUGUGCUUAAGAAGAAAACCGAGCUACUUACACAAUCUCUCAAAGUAGCUCAAUCAAGUGCUGCUGCCUAUCUUAAUCUUAUUGAAAAAUUUGCUGGUUGUGAAUUGGAUGAUGAGUAGCUUGUUAUUGUUCCUUGCUACCUACCCCUUCCUUAUUGGGUAAUGGGACUUAUUGGAACUUAACAAAUGGAUAUGUUUUCAUGUUGGGGUUAAGGAACUUUUUUUUUUUUUUUUGCUGUAUUCAUGGUGGUUGUUUUGAACCCUCACUCUCCUCCAUCUUUUGUUUGUCAAAGAGUAUUUCACAAUUUUA